Messenger RNA from Symbiodinium pilosum, 914 nucleotides. The record is from the annotation of a GenBank genome assembly. Lineage: Eukaryota; Dinophyceae; Suessiales; Symbiodiniaceae.
AUGUGCGCGUACUGCACGCUGUCGCGCAAGACCUGGGAGGCCGAAUUUCCGGGGUUCGAGUUGAUGGCCAAUUUCAAGGUCUUUUCCCUAGCGAACGGUUCACAGACGCCGCCAGACUGUAGCUCCAUGCUGGAGGUUUUGGCCAAGGCCAUCUGCGUGCAUUUUCCAACGCUGAGGAUGGAGUACGAUGACUUCCGUCCUCUGGCGGCGAAGUUGGCCAAGAAGGAGGGCCUCAGUAACUUCGCUGCCUGGAAGAGAUCCCUGGAGGUGACAACGAGGCAGAGGGCGAGCCACCCAGCGACAGCCUUGUUGCCAGUCCUGGCCCGGUAUGGCUGCUGGUCAUCGUCUACCUCGAGUGUGGAGCGGGGUUUCUCCAUGGCGCAGCAGGCCAAAAACCCAGGGUGCUCGCAGGAUCAGCACGUCGCGCGAGAGGAAGACGUGCUCAUCCUGAACCAGGACGUUAUCCCAAAGAUGACGGACAAGGUGCAAACAGAGCUGUGCCAAGCUGCCGCGUGCGUCUGGCGAGAGACUUGCAGCCGUGUUCGCGCCAGUGGCGUGAAGAAGCGCGCCGAGCGGUCGCCGAAGACUGGAGAGGCAGGCUUCCUGAAGAAGCGGGCGGACGCCACCGAUGCCCUCGUGCAUGCCGACACUCCCGGAGUGGCGCCCAUUGGGGUGGAUGCCGUCAGCGACGUGUUUGCGGAGGGUCACCGCAAAGAGCUGCGCUUCAUCGGUGAGAAGCUCCAGAAACGUAAGCUGGAAGCAUACCUGCAAGGCCACUUGCCUGACCGGUGCAUCAAUGAAGACUUGCAGACGGAAGCAGAAGCUCACAAGGGCAAGCUGCAAAAAGCGCAGCGUGUGCGCAACAACCACCAUCGACUUGCGCAGCGGCGGACACUCUGCAAGGAGGACUUUCU